CACAUACAGGUAGCCACAGCAAAACAGCCUUGCCCAGGUGCUCACAGGAGCACAGCCCAGUGCCACCCUAUGUAGCCCCUCCAGAGGAUGGCUGGUGGGGACUGAGGACCCAGAGUGGUGACAAGGGGUCUUGGCCACCACACGCUGGUGCUGGCACAGCUGCUGGCCACCAAUGCCUCAAGCGUCCCCACAGUUUUGUUUACCAUGCCACAACCUCCUAAAAUCGGGAGUGUGGCCACAUCUCAGCCCCCGUGCCCAGGAACCUAAAGAGCCCCUUGGGGAGGGCAGGCGCAGGCAAGGAGGUGUGGCACAGCAGCAAGGGGAACCUGUAUAUCAUGUCUGGAAGAAACAAUCUUGGGACAGCCCAGCUGGCAUCAGUUGCCCACAGGAAGCACAAGGACAGCCAUCCCUGACCGAGCAGCACUACACGUCCCCUGGGUGUGACCCACCAGGCUCUGCUCCCCUUGAGCGUGUAUUACCCCUGGCCAAGGCUUCCCCAGCAUCCCUGCCACCACCCCUCCACGGGACAUGGCUGCCCAGAGAGUAGCCGUCAUUGGGGCUGGUGCCUCUGGCCUCUGUGCCCUGAAAUGCUGCCUGGAUGAGGGGCUGGUACCCACCUGCUUCGAGAGGAGCGGGGACAUCGGGGGGCUCUGGCGCUUCGAGGAGCACCCCGAGGAGGGCCGUGCCAGCAUCUAUCGCUCCGUCAUCAUCAACACCUCCAAGGAGAUGAUGUGCUUCAGCGACUUCCCCAUCCCCGAGGACUUCCCCAACUACAUGCACAACUCCAAGAUCAUGGAGUAUUUCCGCAUGUACGCCCAGCACUUCCGCCUGCUCCGCCACAUCCGCUUCAGGACCAGCGUGUGCCGCGUUUCCAAGCGCCCCGACUUUGCCACCACGGGCCAGUGGGAGGUGGUGACAGAGAGCGAGGGGAAGCAGGAGGCGGCCGUCUUCGAUGCCGUGCUGGUGUGCACCGGGCACCACUGCGAGGCACAUCUCCCACUGAGCUCCUUCCCAGGGCUGGAAAAGUUUGAGGGCUGGUACCUGCACAGCCGAGACUACAAGGUCCCGCAGUCCUUUUCAGGGAAGCGGGUGGUUGUUGUCGGCGCUGGGAAUUCAGGUGUUGACAUCGCAGUGGAGCUGAGCCACACAGCAGAGCAGGUCUUCCUCAGCACCAAGCGCGGGACCUGGGUGCUGCACCGGCUGGCAGAUGGCGGGUACCCCUUUGACUUCGCUUACAUCAGGCGCUCCAUACAGCUCCUCCGCAGCCUGGUACCACAUGACGUCAGCAACUUUUUCCUGGAGAGGAAGCUCAACGCCCGCUUCGAUCAUGCGCUCUAUGGCCUCCAGCCCCAGCACCGAAUCUUUGAGCAGCAUCUGACCAUCAAUGAUGACCUGCCAAACCGCAUCAUUUCGGGCAGGGUGCUGGUGAAGCCUAACAUUCAGGAGUUCACGGAGACGUCUGCCAUCUUUGAGGAUGGCACCAGGGAAGAUAUAGACGCUGUGGUCUUUGCCACGGGAUACAGCUUCUCCUUCCCCUUCCUGGAGGGCUGUGUGAAGGUGGUGGAGAACCAGAUCCCCCUCUACAAAUUCAUGUUCCCUCCUGACUUGGAGAAGUUGACACUGGCUUUCAUCGGCUUCGUCCAGCCCCAGGGUGCCAUCAUGCCCAUCUCUGAGCUCCAGUGUCGCUGGGCCACACGUGUCUUCAAAGCCUCCUCCUCCCCAGGGCUGCAGCACCUGCCGCCACCUGCCGAUAUGCUGGCUGAUGUCACACAAACCAAGGAGAAAAUGGCCAAGCGGUACGUGAGGAGCCAGCGGCACACCAUCCAGGUGGAUUACAUCCCCUACAUGGACGAGCUCGCCUGUCAGGUGGGCGUCAAGCCCAACCUGCUUACCCUCUUCCUCACCGACCCCCAGCUGGCGCUGGAGGUGGCCUUCGGGCCCUGCACACCGUACCAGUACCGCCUGCGGGGCCCGGGCUGGUGGGCCGGUGCGAGGGAGGCCAUCCUCACCCAGCACCAGCGCAUCAUCAAACCCCUGCAGCCCAGAGCUGGGGGCCGCCCUGCCCGCUCCGGCACCGUGCCACACAUCUUCAAGGUCAUCUUCAGCGUGGGUUUGAUUGUGGCCACACUUGUCUAUGUCUCACUCUCUCCUUAACCUAAAAUGAAAGAGACAGCGGGUGCUCCUGACAAUCGUCUUCCUUUCCUUUGGGCUCGGGUGUUUCUGUCAUCUCUUGCUAGGUCUGCCGCCAUGUCAGGAAGCACAGAGGGAGUCAGUUUCUUGAAGACACAGCUUAUCAUAGAAUCAUAGAACGGUUUGGGUUGGAAACUCAUCUAGUCCAACUCCUGCCAUGAGCGGGGACAUCUCCACCCAGAUCAGGCUGCUCAGAGCCCCAUCCAGCCUGGCCUGGGAUGUCUCCACCACCAAUCUGGGCAACCUGGGCCCAGGUCUCACCACCCUCAGUGCAGCAAAUGCCAGCCAGCCUCGCCUGUCUCACCUUCCUGUGGUACUGGGAACAUACCAGAUCUUGUAGGGGGCUGCUCUGAGGACAGAGAAUCCCUCCCCUUCCCUAAACCCCGGCCCAGCAACCCCACAAGCUCUACCCACGGGUUAGGCAGUGGGGAAACCGGGAACUGGCCCGGCCAGGGCACUUGGGGAAGGGAACAAUAAAGUUUGUCCCCAUGCAUGGGGACCAGGGAA
This is a messenger RNA of Columba livia (rock pigeon), 2697 nucleotides long. Its product is annotated as flavin-containing monooxygenase 5-like. The record is from RefSeq and is a predicted model, not a curated record. The coding region runs from base 529 to 2154 and encodes 541 amino acids. NCBI's taxonomy places the organism in Eukaryota, Metazoa, Chordata, Aves, Columbiformes, Columbidae. The transcript has 8 exons. Gene Ontology annotation, molecular function: flavin adenine dinucleotide binding; N,N-dimethylaniline monooxygenase activity; NADP binding.